Molecule: messenger RNA, 1524 nt
Organism: Drosophila mauritiana
Lineage: Eukaryota; Metazoa; Arthropoda; Insecta; Diptera; Drosophilidae
Product: probable serine hydrolase
Exons: 2
Coding region: 409-1416 (335 amino acids)
Source: RefSeq, a predicted model, not a curated record
GUCAACUUAAGCGCUCGCGAAUUGCUAGAUAUUUGUAUUUUAAUAAAUGAAGAAUAAACUAAUGUACAUAAAAAAUAGUUAACAACAACUUGGUGUGAUAAAGAACACGAAGAUUAUUCUAUGGAUUUUAUACACUAAGUUGUAGUAAGUUGUAGAAAGAACUCGUGAGAAAAUACCACUUAGAACACAAUCUUAUCUCGCUCUCUUCAAUAUUACUUAAGAGUUUUAAUAGAGAAUAGAAAGAUCUCUUUAUGUUUUAAGUUUGAAUAAUAGCAAACCCAACUUAAGAUAAUAUGUUAGUUUGCGCCAACAUGUUAAAGCAGAAGGACGAGUAGAAAUUUAAACGGAAUACAAAUAAUUGAGAGCAAAUUAAGAUAAGAAAAGGCAGUACUACUUGAAUUAAGAGCAAUGGGAACUUUGUCACUGAGCGAUUUCGAAGCUGUGAAGAUUCCAGUACCCUGGGGUCACAUUUCUGGACGUUGGUACGGAAAUCGGAACGAGCGACCCAUCUUGGCGAUUCACGGAUGGCUGGACAACCUGGGAACCUUUGAUCGGCUGAUUCCCCUCCUACCUGACUAUCUAGGAGUACUCUGCAUCGAUCUGCCAGGACAUGGAAGAUCCUCGCACUUGCCACCGGGAACGUACUACAGUGUGUACGAGUACGUGUUCACAAUUCCACUGGUGAUGAAGGAGUACGGAUGGUCAAAGGUCUCUCUCAUUGGACACUCACUGGGCGGAGUCCUAUGCUUCAUUUACGCCUCCCUUGCUCCUCACACCGUCGAUAUGAUAGUCUCCCUGGACAUACUGCUUCCCUUGAGAACCGAAAUAGAUUACAUGGCCCUGAGUGUAGAGAAACAACUAGCGAAUGUUGAGCUACAGAAGCUGGGAAAUUAUAGUGAGCCGCCCUCCUACACCCCCACCCAGUUGGGAAAGGUGCUGGCCAGGGGAAGCUUUAAUUCCGUAUCCCCGGACCUGGCAAAGCACCUGCUCCACCGCCAGUUGGCCAAGUCAAAACUGUACCCCGAACGGUUCUACUUCUCGAGGGAUAUUCGAGUAAAGUACUACCACUACAUACACAUCGACGAUGGUCUGGGGGCAGAAAUGGCGAGGCGGAUCAUCAAGAAGCCAUAUCUAAUCAUUAAGGGCUCCUUGUCACCAUAUCUCUCCGACCGCAACAAAGAGGUUAUGUCGAUUUUGGCCAAGGAUAAUCCGCACUUUGAGUUCUACGAGGUGGAAAACGGCACCCAUCACCUGCAUCUGCACGCCGCCGAGGAAUGCGCCAGUUACAUUGUGCCAUUCAUCCAGCAUCACAGACCUCCUGCGCUGACCUCCUGGGCUGUGGCCGGAAAGGAUGACAGAUCGAGGAAACCAAAGGGAUUUCUCACAUGGACCAACAAAAAGCGCAGCAAGUUGUGAUAAUAAUACACUGUAUCAUUACUUGUAGAGGUUGUAAAGUUUGAGAACGUGAACACACGACAAGUAUUAAAUUUAAACUAUCAUAUUAAACAAUAUGUUUUUGGAUAA